CCUUUCAGAUUGCAAACAACAAAGCAUAUAACAGGAGAAGCCUCCUCCGUCUCCCCUCUCUCUCUCUCUCUCUAUCACGAAGAUCUACGGAGCUGGUGAUCCGCAUUCGGUCACGGCCAUUUGCCGAUCCUUCUGCGAGCUUCCGGCGAUGGCGAUGGUUCUGCUCGUGAUUUCCGAGUCUUAAAGCUGGAAGCACAUUUCAACUGCGAGCUGCACACUAGGAGAAUAUUGUUUCGAUCUUGGAAUUAGAUCUUUUCUGGGGCCAUUAAAGAAUCAUCUUUUUUAUCAGCACUCUGAUCUGCUAAUUAGAGGGCCUAAAACAAGUUGACCAUGGGGACAUCGCACCGCAGUGGUGCUUUUAGAAAGACAAAUGAUGGCGCCAGGCUUAUCAUCACAGCUGUUAUGGGAAUUGUCUUUGGAUUCUUUGUUGGCGUUUCAUUUCCUUUUGUUUCUUUGUCAAAGAUUAACUUAACUACCAGCAUCAUGUCAUCUCUUGAUCUAAUUAGUGAAGAUGGUAGACCAUUCAGAAGCAAAACCUCUGAAAAUCUAAAACCAGGCGAAAUCCCUAAGAUACAUGUCCCGACAAAUCCCCGUGGUGCAGAGUCAUUACCCCCUGAUAUUGUUGUUGCAGAAACGGAUCUCUAUCUGCGGAGAUUAUGGGGAGAGCCCAGUGAGGAUUUGAAGAAAAAACCAAAAUAUUUGGUCACGUUCACUGUUGGUUUUGAUCAGAGAAAUAACAUUAAUGCGGCAGUUAAAAAGUUCUCAGAUGAUUUCGCUAUCAUGCUUUUUCACUACGAUGGCCGGGCAAGUGAAUGGGACCAAUUUGAAUGGUCAAAGAACGCAAUCCACAUCAGUGUCAAGAGGCAAACUAAAUGGUGGUAUGCAAAAAGGUUUCUGCAUCCUGAUGUUGUAGCAGCUUAUGAGUACAUAUUUAUUUGGGACGAGGAUCUUGGAGUUGAACACUUCAAUGCGGAGAAAUACAUUCAGCUGGUGAAGAAACAUGGUCUGGAGAUAUCUCAGCCGGGUCUUGAGCCCAAUAAUGGUUUGACAUGGCAGAUGACAAAGAGAAGAGGCGAUAAAGAAGUUCACAAGGACACAGAGGAGAAACCAGGCUGGUGCAGUGACCCACAUUUGCCUCCAUGUGCCGCGUUUGUGGAAAUCAUGGCCCCCGUCUUUUCUCGACAAGCAUGGCGUUGUGUAUGGCAUAUGAUUCAGAAUGAUUUGGUUCAUGGAUGGGGGUUGGACUUCGCUCUCAGACGAUGUGUAGAGCCUGCACAUGAAAAAAUUGGUGUGGUUGAUUCACAAUGGAUUGUUCAUCAAGUAAUUCCUUCUUUGGGGAGUCAGGGUGAGUCAGCGAAUGGGAAAGCUCCGUGGGAAGGGGUAAGAACGAGAUGCCGACACGAGUGGUCGAUGUUCCAAAACCGUCUUACUAAUGCGGAUAAUGCCUAUUUAGCUCAGAUUGGGAAGGGGUAAUGGUGACGAGUUCCCUGCUUCAGCCCAGUGGGAUUUUCUGUACAUGACGACAUUCUACUGUCAAGAGCCCUAACAGUUUCACACGAGGCAGCCCCUUUUCUAUCUUUAGGAGGCUUGUUUUAUCUGAGGUAGCAGUGUCUAUUUUUGUAUAGGCAUUCUCGCGAGUUAUGAGAGGGCAGAUGAAUGCUCCCAUUCUGUUGGUGUAAUAGCUCGAAGUUCCUCUGCCUUAAGUCCUGUGUUUCCAUCUCGGUUUUGUCUAAUGUUAGUGGGCCAACCGAUCAGUUGAGCGGCUUCAUAUUUUCGUUUGUUGAGUUGUAGCUUUUGUUCUCCUCUUGCCUUUGGACUAUCAUGGCUUGUUCACAUUCUCAGUAUGGACCGAUACUAUGUGAAGAUAUUUCUCAAAGUUAGUAUACCAGCUUGUUCAGUGAGUC
Molecule: messenger RNA, 1904 nt
Organism: Punica granatum (pomegranate)
Lineage: Eukaryota; Viridiplantae; Streptophyta; Magnoliopsida; Myrtales; Lythraceae
Source: RefSeq, a predicted model, not a curated record